Messenger RNA from Penaeus indicus, 1580 nucleotides. Its product is annotated as meiosis-specific nuclear structural protein 1-like. Bases 119 to 1249 code for a protein of 376 amino acids. The transcript is spliced from 10 exons. The record is from RefSeq and is a predicted model, not a curated record. Lineage: Eukaryota; Metazoa; Arthropoda; Malacostraca; Decapoda; Penaeidae.
AGAACGUAAACAUCCCGAGAAGUUUCCUUCCGAAUUCAAAGGUCUUCGUAAAUAGUCUAAGACUCUAUAAAAGAAGAAAGAAGAAGAAGAAAGGUGUUCGUAGAGCUUUCGGUAGGAAAUGGAGAAGAGUGGGUGGACUGCGGCCGCGUUGAGGCGUCAGAUUCUGACAUCGAGUCCGGAGCUAAGAGCACUAGAGUCUCAGUUGCAAGCUUGUGCCCUCAAGCGGGAUAACUUUGCAGCCGUCGCAGUGAGGGAAGCAGAAAAGAAAGUUGCUCAGGAAAAUGACAAAAAAUAUGCCAAAAUGGUGGAAUGUUUGGACAGUGAGGAGAGACUCUCUUCUGCCAUUUCAAAGGCAGAAAGUUAUGCAAAAAGGCUGGAAAUAGAAAGGAUACUUGCAGAGCAAAUAGCAGAGAAAUCUGCCAGGAAAGCAGAAGCAGAAGCAGAGAAAGUGCUGGAAAUGAUGUCAGAAAUAGACGAGGACAAAAUGUUGAAGAAAGAGAGAGAGGAGAAACUUAAAAAGCAAAUGGAAAACCAAGAACACAUGAGACAGUUCCUCCUCAAGCAAACUCACUUGAAGUCCUUGCAUUCAGAGAGGGAAGAUAUGGAGGACAGAAACAGGGCAAGGACAGCAGAGGAGUAUAACAUACGAGCUGAACUGCUGAAGGAAGUGGAGAGACAGGAACAGGAGAUGAAACGCCUUCAGCAGAACCAAAGGGAGCUCGCCCUUGUGAAGGAUCUCGAGAAAGUGCAGCAAGAACAAGACAACAUACGAGAGCUGCGGCUUGAGCUGGAGGUGUUGGAAAAGCAAGCCCAAGAAGCAAAGUAUGCAGUGGAGAAGGAGACAAGGGAGAAGCAGGCCAGAAGGAGUCUGAAGGAAGGAUGGGAUGACCAGCUGAGGUACAAGCAAGAGGAGCUUGAGAGAGAACAGCAGAAUGAAGCAAAGUAUAGAGAGAUGCUACUUGAGGUCCUGGCAGAAGAGGCACGACUUGAUCAGCUGGUCUCAGAAGCUCGGAGGAGAAGGCAGCUUGACCACAGGAUGCUGGUAGAGAGGCUCCUUGAGGAGAGGCGAGCAAUGCGAGCAGCCAUCAUGAAGCAGCGACAAGAGGAAGACAAAUAUGCGAGAGACUAUGAAGAGCUUAGGAGAAAUAUACUGGAAGAGGAAGAGAAGCAGCUCCUGUUAAGACAUGCUCCUCAGUUGAUGCCACAUUUCACUCCUCAUUUGCUAUCGAAGUUGAGACAACUCUUAUGAACAUUUGCUUGCGCUUCUCAGGUAAUAGGUUAGGUCAUUUCCGUCCUCAGUAAACUAUAUAAGUUUGUGCAGCAGGUUUUUUUUUUCUUUUUUUUUACAACUGUUACUUUGCAUUCCAAAGAGAAAAUGUGAUAUUAGUAUUUUUAUUAUAGUUUCUUUACAGAAUUACAUUAAAAACAUUACACUCUGUGAGUUUGGGUUUGAAGCCUAACAGUUUCCAGGAAACUCUUGUUCUUACUGAAAGGUUUAAGCAUUCAACCCUUUUAUUUUCAGUCACUGUUGCCAAUAUCUUUGUUAAGGUGACUAAAAAAAUAAAGCAACAUUCUCAUAA